Gallus gallus (chicken) is the source of this 2660-nucleotide messenger RNA. It is a transcript of the gene TCF7L1, whose product is annotated as transcription factor 7 like 1. The coding region runs from base 16 to 1758 and encodes 580 amino acids. NCBI's taxonomy places the organism in Eukaryota, Metazoa, Chordata, Aves, Galliformes, Phasianidae. The record is from RefSeq and is a predicted model, not a curated record. Gene Ontology annotation, biological process: regulation of transcription by RNA polymerase II; canonical Wnt signaling pathway. Gene Ontology annotation, cellular component: beta-catenin-TCF complex. Gene Ontology annotation, molecular function: DNA-binding transcription factor activity, RNA polymerase II-specific; RNA polymerase II cis-regulatory region sequence-specific DNA binding. The transcript is spliced from 11 exons.
GGGGCGGGGGCCGCGAUGCCGCAGCUGGAGCCGGCGGCGGGGGACGACCUGGGGGCUCCGGACGAGCUGAUCGCCUUCCAGGACGAGGGCGAGGAGCAGGACAAGGGCGCGGGGCGCGGCUCGGCCCACGGGGACCUGGACGAGCUCAAGUCCUCGCUGGUCAGCGAGACCGAGGGCCGCGCCGCCGCCCCGGGCGGCCCCGACGCCGAGGUGAGGCCGGGCCCCGGCGGGCGGGAGGGCGGCCCCGGCCCCGGCCCCCCCCGCGGCCCUCACCGCGCCCCCCCCGCUGCCCCGCAGGCGGAGCGGCCCCCGCAGCCCCGGGAAAGUUUCCAGAAGCCGCGGGACGCGCUCGCUGAAGUGGUCAGACGACAGCAGGAUGGGGGUUUCUUUAAGGGCCCCCCCUACCCCGGCUACCCCUUCCUGAUGCUCCCUGAGCUGGGCGCCCCGUACCUCUCCAAUGGAGCUCUGUCCCCUGGAGGCGCCCGCACUUACCUGCAGAUGAAGUGGCCGCUGCUGGAUGUGCCAGCCGGGGCCACGCUGAAGGACAGCCGCUCACCAUCACCUGCACACCUGUCCAACAAGGUCCCGGUGGUGCAGCACGCGCCCCACAUGCACCCAUUGACGCCGCUCAUCACCUACAGCAAUGACCACUUCUCGCCCGGCUCACCGCCUGCGCACCUCUCACCCGACAUCGACCCCAAAACGGGGAUCCCGCGCCCGCCGCACCCUCCCGAGCUGCCCCCCUACUACCCGCUGUCGCCAGGAGCCGUGGGUCAGAUCCCGCACCCGCUGGGCUGGCUUGUGCCGCAGCAAGGACAGCCCAUGUACUCCAUCCCCCCCGGCGGCUUUCGGCAUCCCUACCCUGCCCUCGCCAUGAACGCCUCCAUGUCCAGCCUGAUGUCCAGCCGCUUCUCCCCACACAUGGUCCCACCGCCCACCCACGGGCUGCACCCCUCGGGCAUCCCACACCCCACCAUCGUCUCACCCAUCGUGAAGCAGGAGUCGGCCCAGCCCAGCACCAGCCCUGGCGUCAGCUCGAAAUCCCCCAUCACAGUGAAGAAGGAGGAGGAGAAGAAGCCCCACAUCAAGAAGCCGCUCAAUGCCUUCAUGUUGUACAUGAAGGAGAUGAGGGCCAAGGUGGUGGCUGAGUGCACGCUGAAGGAGAGCGCAGCCAUCAACCAGAUCCUGGGCCGGCGGUGGCACUCUCUGUCGCGGGAGGAGCAGGCCAAGUACUACGAGCUGGCACGGAAGGAGCGGCAGCUGCACUCACAGCUCUACCCCACGUGGUCGGCCCGCGACAACUACGGCAAGAAAAAGAAGAGGAAGCGAGAGAAGCUGGCCCAGCAGCAGAGCCACGAGGCAGAGAGCGUGCUGCCCUCCAGGAGCAAGAAGCCGUGCGCCCCGCACCACCUGCCUCCUGAUAAACCCUGCGACAGCCCGGCCUCGUCCCACGGCAGCAUGCUGGAUUCACCCGCCACGCCAUCGGCCGCCCUGGCCUCCCCGGCUGCGCCUGCCGCCACGCACUCAGAGCAGGCGCAGCCUCUGUCGCUCACCACCAAGCCGGAGGCCAGGGCUCAGCUCGCCUUCCUCUCCAGCAAAACCUCCUCCUCUUCCUCCUCCUCCUCCUCCUCCUCCUCCCUGGGCUCCCCCCCGUCGCUGCUCCCCAGGCCCAUCGCCUUCCCCUCGCUGCUGCUCUCCUCUCCGCCCGCCCCGCAGCAGACGCAGCCGCUCGCGCUGGUCACCAAACCGGCCGACUGAGGGGGGGUUGAAUAGGAGCCCCCCCACCCGCUGUGCACCACAGACGCCACAAUCACGACUCCCAACGCAGCCAAACCAUUAUUGGUCAAUAUUUGACCUUUUCUGAACUGUUUUUCUUUUUUUUUUGGUGGAUUUCUUUUUUUUUUUUUGCCUUUUGGGAAGCAGACUCCGGAGGAAGAGGCGCUUUCCCUUUACCAGCAGUCGACCUAAAGACCGUUUUUAUUAAAAAAAAAAGAAGAAAAAAAAAAAGUGGUUUUUUUUUUUUAAAUUUUUAUUUUUAAGAAAGAAUAAAAGGAAAAAAAAAAAAGAAAAAAGACCCUUCCUCAAGCUGGACAUCCAGCACUGAUGCCCCCCAGUGCCCCCAAUGCCCCCGGUUCCAUCCCGCUGCAGCUGGACCCGGCCCCCAGCACGGAGCUGGGGUAGGGGGUGAGGGGUGGGGGUGAUGGGGGUGGGGCGUUUCCCAUUGAAUCCCUGUUAUUUUUCACACACACACACACAAAAAAAAAAACCAACCAAACAAAACCAAACCAAACAAACAAAGAAAAGGAAAUAAAACUACAGCUGCAACUUUGCUGUGUGAGCGUUGUCCGUGCGGGAGGGCCCGGAUUGGCGGAGCGCUGUUUUCCUCUGCAAAUCACCGCCGGUGAUGUCAGCCCAGCAUCCUCUGUGCUGCAGCCCCAGAGACCCCACGGCUCCAAAAGACUCAAAAACGCUGCUUUUUCUUGCUCAGAAAAGCCAAAAAAACCUCUGUCCUGCGAGGGAACGCGGCCGCGCUCCGCCGACACCGGGGGCAGGAUGCGGCCGAGCAGCGCCCUGAAUGGGAUUUCAUGGGAAAUUAAAGGCAUGAAGAGACCUGUCACAAGAAUUAAAGUCUGGACCAGAGCCAGACGGCUUCAAACAGA